Molecule: messenger RNA, 861 nt
Organism: Prunus avium (sweet cherry)
Lineage: Eukaryota; Viridiplantae; Streptophyta; Magnoliopsida; Rosales; Rosaceae
Product: Cwf18 pre-mRNA splicing factor
Cellular component (GO): U2-type spliceosomal complex; post-mRNA release spliceosomal complex
Source: RefSeq, a predicted model, not a curated record
UUUCUUUUUAACCUCCCAACUUUCACUCUCUUUUCUUCAAUCCCCUCAGUGACAGACAGAGCAGUGCAGCAGACGAGUCGACACUCCGGAACCUUCUCUUCUCUUCUCUUCUCUGCAAUGGCCGCUGAAGAGGAGUCCGUUCAACAAGCAGUUGCAGCACGUCAAGAGAGGCUAAGAGCCCUUAAAGCUGCGCAGGAACUGUUAAACACUCCAGAUGAGGAUUCCUCUCUAGUUGACUCUAAUGCUGACGAAGACAAUGAAACUAGUGAAGAAACCAUGAAAUUCCGAAAUUAUGUUCCUCAUGAUAAGAAGCUUCAGGAGGGAAAGCUUGUUCCACCUGUCCUACCAAAGUUUGAAGACCCUGUUGCAGCAGUACCUCCUCCCUCAGAGAAGAAAGAGGACCCGUUUGUGAAUAUUGCUCCUAAAAAACCAAACUGGGAACUUCGCAGGGAUGUGCAGAAGAAGCUUGAUAAGCUUGAAAGGCGAACCCAAAAGGCAAUGUGUAAACUUAUGGAGGAACAAGAGAAGCAAAAGCAAUUGGAUGAAGAUGGCAGAAAUGGUGCAGAAGACUAGCAUGGCCAGCUGCAAAUUGGCAUCAUGUAACGAACGGCAUUAGUGGAUAGAAUGACCAGCUGCAGUUCCAGCCUGGAGCGAUGUGUGGUCUUUGAUUCUCCACCUCAGGAUAUUUGUGAUCUCUGCUUCAUGAUGCUGUUGGUUUUGCUAGGCCUAGGGAUGUUUGUAUUAACAUUAUUUGUUAGUUUUUGUUACUCGGGCUUUUUGUUUACAAAUUUAAUUCUGAAUUUGUCAAAAUAUUUACAAGUUGCCCUUCAAAAGUAAAUACCCGCUGUUGAAUCCAAUUAA